Molecule: messenger RNA, 1515 nt
Organism: Striga hermonthica
Lineage: Eukaryota; Viridiplantae; Streptophyta; Magnoliopsida; Lamiales; Orobanchaceae
Source: the annotation of a GenBank genome assembly
GUGAUGGCAACAAGAGGAAGUUCUGUUAACGGGCUAGAGAAACCGCAAUCGUCAAUGGCGAGUUUGCUAAAUAUGCACUAUCAAACUGUUGGAGCGCCAAAAAAUUUGAGGAGAGAUGAAGAUGAACAAGAAAUGAACUUAGUAGAACUAAUACAACAACCAACCAUCCGUGAGAAGGAGCCUUCUAAAAGGGUUGAACUUGGAGAAAGAGCAGACAAGCAACCAAAAUGUCAGCAAAGAAAGACAUCGAUAGUUGAAAAGGAACAGGAAAAAGUUGUUCUUAGCAACACCUUUAGGAAGUCCGAGAGAAGCAAGAUAUUGGUGUCACCUGGUUCACUUGAAGCUUAUGCUAGGAUGAAAAAGAACUCAACAACGCAAAAAGAACCAUCAACGAACAUUGAUUGUGUUUCAAGAAGGCGAGGUCGUUUGUUUGAUGAUGUAACUGGUUUGGGAGAUAGUUUAGCUGAAGAAAAUGAAACUUAUGGAAGUUUACAUGAUUAUGUUUCUGAAGAAACAGACAAUAUAGAACCUCAACAGAUUCCAAAUAAUGCAGUGGGGAUCACAAAUGAAUCACUUUCUAUGCAAGAAGAACAUAAUCUACCAGUAAAGAAGCGAACAAGAGGGCCGAGUUUGUGCAAAGAUAUCCAUGACCGCACUAUAGACAAUCGGUUGCCUAUCAUUUUGAAUGGAUUGUGUCAGCCAAUUGGGCCAGAUAAGGCAACUUUAGAUAAAUUUAGUCGUUUUUUGGGAUCGUUAGCUCGUGAUUCUAAUCUUGCACCUUUAAAUGAGGUUAAUUGGACUCAUGUUCGUGAUAAGGAUAAAAUUUGGGAAUAUGUCAAGAAGAAGUUCAUUAUAGCGGAGGAAGGUAAGACUUAUGUGUUGCAGUCCAUUGGAGCUCUUUGGCGUACUUAUAAAUCUAGAGUUAAAAAGAAGUAUUACUACAACUCUAGUUCCAGAGACGCAGACGGUGAGCUAAAAACGAUUCCUGAUUCUCAUUUGAAGGAUUUGCAAAAAUAUUGGGAUCUGGAAGAGGUUCAGAUGAACUCUCAAAAGAAAAGAGAAGCCAGCCAGAGUCGAAUAAGGAGACACACUAUGGGUCCAAUUGCCUUUGCAAGAAAACGUCAUGAGUUACAACAAGCUGAUGGUAAGCCACCUUCACUUGCAUUGAUGUAUAAAGAGACUCAUAAAAGAGCACCAGGUAGAAAGUACACUACGCCUGCAGUAAAUAUCGAACUUCCAGAAUCUAAAGAUAAUGGACUUCUCGGUAGGUGUAGCAAGAGGGUAAAGAGGCCUUGCAAGUCUGAUGUUCUCAUUCCUGAUGAAUUUUUAAAGCCUUUUAAAGAUGAGAUAGUGAAAGAUACUUUAGCGGGAGUUCUAAAAAUUUUUGAACGUCUUCCUAUCGAAAUUCUGAACCCUAUCAACUCAUCACUUGAGAAUUCAUUGAAUGUUCAAGAAUUGGCGAAACGUCUUGAGGAGCAAUCAUCUGGAGGCAUCAACGGUGUUGAACUUUCUCAG